Messenger RNA from Arachis duranensis, 1726 nucleotides. RefSeq names its product GABA transporter 1. Gene Ontology annotation, cellular component: plasma membrane. The record is from RefSeq and is a predicted model, not a curated record. Bases 159 to 1544 code for a protein of 461 amino acids. The transcript is spliced from 7 exons. NCBI's taxonomy places the organism in Eukaryota, Viridiplantae, Streptophyta, Magnoliopsida, Fabales, Fabaceae.
AUGCAUAGUUGUUGGAACAAAUUGAUUGUUCUGUACACUAUUCGGCUCUUGUGUAUUAUUAUUAUAUAUAUGAAGACUUUUUGCUCAUUUACUUAUUCGGUAUUAGAGCCCUUCAACACAAACUCUCGCAGGGAAAGAAAGAUAGAGAGAAAGAAGCUAUGGACACAUUGCUUCCAACCUCAACAGCAGUACAUGAAGCAGAGAAACCCAACUAUAACAAUAAUCUUGCUUUUCAAGAGAAAGAUGUGGAUGCAGGAGCUCUCUUUGUUCUCAAAUCGAAAGGUUCAUGGAUGCAUUGUGGUUACCACUUAACAACAUCAAUAGUGGCACCACCACUCCUAAGUCUUCCAUUUGCUUUCACGUUUCUUGGAUGGACGGCUGGGAUCUUGUGUUUGGUUAUUGGAGCUGCAACCACUUUCUAUUCAUAUAAUUUGAUAUCUCUUGUUCUUGAGCACCAUGCUCAGCAUGGCAGACGCCAGCUCCGAUUUAGAGACAUGGCUAGCGACAUUUUAGGUCCUCGGUGGGGUCGGUAUUUUGUGGGACCAACACAAUUUGCAGUGUGCUAUGGAGCUGUGGUGGCUUGUACUCUACUUGGUGGACAAUGCAUGAAGGCAAUUUACGUGCUAGCAAACCCAAGUGGUAAUAUGAAGCUUUAUGAGUUUGUAGUGAUAUUUGGCUGCCUAAUGCUGAUUUUGGCUCAAAUCCCAUCUUUUCACUCAUUGAGGCACAUUAAUCUUGUCUCCUUAAUUCUUUGCUUGGCUUAUAGUGCAUGUGCUACUGCUGGUUCUAUAUACAUUGGAGACUCUUCAAAAGGGCCAGAAAAAGAUUAUUCCAUAAAAGGUGAUACAGAAAAUCGAGUAUUUGGAAUCUUCAAUGCUGUUGCCAUCAUUGCCACAACUUAUGGAAAUGGAAUAAUCCCUGAAAUCCAGGCAACAAUAGCAGCACCAGUGAAAGGAAAGAUGUUCAAGGGACUAUGUGUUUGUUAUAUUGUGCUUAUAUUCACUUUCUUUACCGUAGCUAUAUCUGGCUAUUGGGCAUUUGGAAAUGAAGCUUCAAGCCUCAUCUUAACCAACUUUGUGGACAAUGGGAACCCUUUGCUUCCAAGAUGGUUCAUCUAUGUCACCAAUAUUUUCACAAUAGUGCAAUUAUCAGCUGUUGGUGUGGUGUACCUGCAACCCACAAAUGAAGUUCUGGAGCAAGCAUUUGGAGAUCCAAGAAGCCCUGAAUUCUCCCCAAGAAAUGUAGUCCCAAGAUUGGUUUCAAGAUCACUAGCCACAGCAAGUGCAACAACAAUAGCAGCAAUGCUUCCUUUCUUUGGUGACAUAAACUCACUGAUUGGAGCAUUUGGUUUUAUACCACUUGAUUUCAUUUUGCCAGUGGUAUUCUUCAACAUGACAUUUAAACCAUCCAAGAGAAGCCCAAUUUUCUGGCUCAAUGUUACCAUUGCUGUUGUUUUCUCAACUGUUGGAGCCAUUGCAGCUGUUGCAGCAGUUAGACAGAUUGUUCUUGAUGCCAAAAAUUAUAGAUUGUUUGCGAAUGUAUGAUGACGCGAUCAUGUAAAAUAUCAUCGAAUAGUUAAACUAAUUAGAAUUUUCUCUAUAAAAUGUUGUCAUUUGCCACUAAUUUAACUAGAAUACUACGCAAGAUGAAAACAAUGGAUGAAGAGAAAGCAUAACUGGUUGUCUACCUAUACUUUUUUUAUAAAAAAUCACUUAUUUGAGCACUA